Molecule: messenger RNA, 978 nt
Organism: Pieris macdunnoughi
Lineage: Eukaryota; Metazoa; Arthropoda; Insecta; Lepidoptera; Pieridae
Source: the annotation of a GenBank genome assembly
AUGGAUCAGGCUCUGGCUCUAGCUCAGGUGGAAACAAAGGAGGAACUAGCUUUGCCGCUGGCUCAGGAUCAGGCUCUGGCACAUCCACUACUGGAAACAACGGAGGAACUAGCUUUGCCGCUGGCUCAGGAUCAGGCUCUGGCACAUCCUCUACUGGAAACAAAGGAGAAACUAGCUCUGCCACUGGCUCAGGAUCAGGCUCUGCCGCUGGCUCAGGGUCAGGCUCUGGCACAUCCUCUACUGGAAACAACGGAGGAACUAGCUCUGCCACUGGCUCAGGAUCAGGCUCUGGCACAUCCUCUACUGGAAACAACGGAGGAACUAGCUCUGCCGCUGGCUCAGGAUCAGGCUCUGGCACAUCCUCUACUGGAAACAAAGGAGAAACUAGCUCUGCCACUGGCUCAGGAUCAGGCUCUGCCGCUGGCUCAGGAUCAGGCUCUGGCACAUCCUCUACUGGAAACAAAGGAGGAACUAGCUCUGCCGCUGGCUCAGGAUCAGGCUCUGGCACAUCCUCUACUGGAAACAAUGGAGGAACAAGCUCUGGCUCUGGCUUCGGAUCAGGCUCUGGCUCUAGUUCUGGCGGACACACAGGAGGAACUAGCUCUGGCUCUGGCUAUGGAUCAGGCUCUGGCUCUAGCUCAGGUGGAAACACAGGAGGAACUAGCUCUGGCUCUGGUUAUGGAUCUGGCUCUGGCUCUAGCUCUGGCGGAAACAAAGGAGGAACUAGCUCAGGCUCUGGCUCAGGAUCAGGCUCUGGCACAUCCUCUACUGGAAACAACGGAGGAACUAGCUCUGCCGCUGGCUCAGGAUCAGGCUCUGGCUCUAGCUCUGGCGGAAACAAAGAAGGAACUAGCUCUGGCUCUGGCUAUGGAUCAGGCUCUGGCUCUAGCUCAGGUGGAGACACACGAGGAACUAGUUCUGGCUCUGGCUAUGGAUCAGGCUAUGGCUCUAGCUCUGGCGGAAAAAAAGGAGAAAUAA